Molecule: messenger RNA, 2274 nt
Organism: Diachasmimorpha longicaudata
Lineage: Eukaryota; Metazoa; Arthropoda; Insecta; Hymenoptera; Braconidae
Product: protein I'm not dead yet-like
Exons: 9
Coding region: 99-1961 (620 amino acids)
Biological process (GO): transmembrane transport; citrate transport
Cellular component (GO): membrane
Molecular function (GO): succinate transmembrane transporter activity; citrate transmembrane transporter activity
Source: RefSeq, a predicted model, not a curated record
AACAUUUGCCAAAAGAUUGUUUUUUUAUAACCCGUCAACCUGUCAAUUCUCUGAUCUUGUCGUUCAGCACCUGGAACAAACUGAAAGGAAAUACCGGAAUGAAUGAAAGCAAUGAAGAUUCAUUGUUCAACUCGACAUUCCGUCAACGCACGGUGACAUUUUUACGAAUUUAUUGGCGCAGCAUCAUUGCUAUUUGUUGGCCCAUCGCUCUUCUGCCCUUACCCUUAACCACGACUUACAAAGAAACCAAAUGUGCCUAUGUUAUCAUAAUAAUGGCCAUGUUUUGGAUAACAGAAAUAAUACCGCCGGCCAUUACAUCUUUACUGCCUAUCGUUCUAUUUCCUUUUUUCGGAAUACUUGACAGUCGUGAGGUUUCCGAAUGCUACAUGAAUGAUACUAUAAUGGUGUUUAUCGGGGGGCUUGUGUUGGCUAUUGCUGUUGAACACUGUAAUCUCCAUUUUCGAAUUGCUCUUACUGUCAUGAGGUACGUGGGCUGUAGCCAUGGCAGACUUCUCGGCGGGCUUUGUGCAGUCACGGGAUUCUUAUCGAUGUGGAUUUCCAAUACAGCAACGUGCGCUAUGAUGAUUCCCAUCGUCUUUGCUAUUCUCGAAGAACUCGAAAAGGGAGGCUCCAGUAAAGUAUUCCACCAGCUCGCAACAGACCCUGAAGAUCCGGAUCCUCUACCGAUGCUAGAGCCAACAAAUACAACGAAAGCAUAUCUCUUGACAGUGGCUUACACUUCCACAUUCGGCGGGACUAUAACUGUCGUGGGAACCGGUACAAAUUUGAUCUUCAAAGGAAUCUAUGAACAAACCUUUCCUGGCAGCGCUGGUAUUGGAUUCACUCAGUGGUUGACCUGGGCAUUUCCUCUAGGAGUUGUGAAUGUAUUUCUAACAUGGGUAUAUACCCAAGUUUUUUAUUUAGGAUUGUUUCGACCACGUAGUUUUGCUGCUCGCGCUGCCGCCAUUGGGAAUCAAGGAGAAAAUAUAACCAAUCAGGUGAUUAAGGAGAAAUAUGAAAAUUUGGGGCCAAUUACCUUCCACCAAACGGGUGUCGGAAUACUAUUCUUAUUCUGUGUCUUUUUAUGGUUCUUCCGAUCACCCGGAUUUAUGACAGGAUGGGCUGGAGCUGUCAGCAAUUCGUUUGUUCUAUUUUUUUUUAUACAAACAAUAGUUACAGAGAUAAAAAACUCUAUAUUCAAUAAUAAUUAUAUUAAUAUAUUAAUUCUGAUGGAUUGGCAACAAGGGGAGGGCUCGAAAUUUACAUCUGAAUUCACUCAACACAUCCAUAUAAAUAUAGAAAUCGGGGAUUCGGCUCCUGUCAUACUGACUUCUUUGCUGUUAUUUUUCCUUCCAAAAUAUCCGGGUUUCAUCCGAGGAUUCAGUGAUAAUCCAAGAGAGAGACCAGCGAAGCCAUCAGAGAGUCUCAUUACCUGGAAUGUGGUAAAUUCAAAAAUGCCAUGGAAUCUAAUGUUUCUUCUGGGCGGUGGAUUCGCAAUAUCACGGGGAAGUAAUCAGUCCUGUUUAUCAAAACGGAUUGGUUCAGCUAUGACGCCCUUACGUGCACUUCCACCUUUUGUUACCCUAGUUAUCGUAUGUCUUUUUAUUGGAACUGUAACGGAGAUCACAUCCAACAUCGGCAUCGCUAAUAUCAUGCUACCAGUUGUCGCGCAAAUGAGCAUUGCUCUGAAGCAGCAUCCACUUUAUCUCUUGCUGCCGGCUACCAUGUGUUGUUCCCAUACCUUUCGAUUGCCCGUUGGGACCCCUCCAAAUGCAAUCGUCUCCACCGCUGGACACAUUCCAAUCAAGAGUAUGAUCGCCGGCGGCUGCAUACCAGCAGUGUAUAGUUUUUUAUCCCUGAUCAUAAUAUUCUCAACGUGGGGGGUAUAUAUUUAUGAUAUUCAUGAUUUUCCUGAAUGGGCGGCAGCUUCUAAUAACACCAGUAAUGGUCAAUGCGACUGAUCAGUGACAUCGAUCAAAUAUAUGUUAGUCACCAAUACUUCUUUACAAUACCUAUUCCGCUGGUUAGGGUUUUAUUUUAUUAAUCUUUGCAUUAGCUAUCGUCUCUUCAUAGAGGAGAACAAACCGCGUAGAAGCUCAUUUGGCAGAAACUCUAUUACCGUUACUUUCUGCAUUAGGAAUUUUUUCUUUCUCUUAAUUUCUUUGAAUUUCAUUGGUACCAAACUUCCGAAUGGAAGCAAUUUGCAUUUACGAUAAUAAUAAAUCAAUUGAUUUGUGUUACCGGUACAUCCAUUCGGAAAUACAAGAUAAGAGC